GCACGUCGGCAAACGAUGGGCUGACAAUUCCAUGCGACAACGACUCGCGAUACUCUUUCCCGUAGCUCUUCUAUCAACUCUCUUAUCUUCUCUCAAGAUUGUUCUCGUCAAUUGACGAUAUUAUCUGUGAACGACAGCGUACACGUGCUAUCACAAUUUUGGGAAUACGCAAGAAUGGAAGCCGAAGACUUUAAAAAAUUUGCCAAAGAAAUGAUAGAAUACAUCACUAAUUACUUGGAAAAUAUCAGAGAAAGGAGGGUUUUGCCGACAAUUGAACCGGGAUACAUGAAACCACUUUUACCCUCAGAAGCACCUCGUACUGCGGAAAAAUGGGAGGAUAUAAUGAGUGACGUAGAACGAGUGAUCAUGCCAGGAGUAACUCAUUGGCACAGUCCAAAAUUUCACGCUUAUUUCCCCACGGCUCAAUCAUAUCCAGCUAUUGUUGCAGACAUGUUGAGCGGAGCUAUUGCGUGCAUUGGAUUUACAUGGAUGGCUAGCCCAGCUUGUACGGAAUUAGAAGUGAUAAUGCUCGAUUGGUUAGGACAAAUGUUGGAUUUACCGAAAGAAUUUUUAGCUUGUAGCGGUGGCAAAGGUGGUGGUGUUAUUCAGGGAACUGCAAGCGAGGCAACUCUAGUCGCUUUGCUCGGAGCCAAAGCUAAGAAAAUUAAGGAAGUUAAAGAGCAGCAUCCUGAAUGGACCGACAACGAGAUCAUUGGGAAAAUGAUGGCUUACGGAUCCUGUCAAGCACAUAGUUCGGUCGAACGAGCUGGUCUUCUCGGUGGCGUAAAAUUCCGUCUAUUGAAGGUCGAUUCAAAAAACAAACUACGUGGCGAGACUUUAGCAGAGGCUAUUCGUGAAGACAAGGAGAAAGGACUUAUUCCAUUUUACGUCGUUGUUACCUUAGGAACAACAAGUUCUUGUGCUUUCGAUCGCUUAGACGAAUUAGGUCCAGUAGCUAAUCGUGAGUCCGUUUGGUUACAUGUAGACGCCGCAUAUGCAGGUUCAGCUUUCAUUUGUCCGGAAUUUCGUUAUUUAAUGAAGGGCAUCGAAAAAGCUGAUUCAUUUAAUUUUAAUCCACACAAAUGGAUGUUGGUUAACUUUGACUGUUCCACCAUGUGGUUUAAGGAUCCAACUUUCGUCAUUAACACGUUUAAUGUCGAUCCAUUGUACCUGCAACACGAAAUGCAAGGAUCAGCUCCAGAUUACAGACAUUGGCAAAUUCCACUCGGUCGUAGAUUCCGAGCACUUAAACUCUGGUUCGUUUUAAGAAUCUACGGGGUAGAAAAUCUACAGAAAUAUAUAAGAUCACACGUUGCUCAAGCUCAUGAAUUCGAAGCACUUGUUCUCUCCGAUUCCCGUUUCGAAAUCGUUGCUGAAGUUAUUCUUGGAUUAGUUUGCUUUAGAUUGAAGGCAUCUAAUGAUGUGAACGAGGCUCUUCUGAAGAGAAUAAAUGGCGCUGGAAAUAUUCAUUUGGUUCCAUCGAAGAUAAACGAUAUAUAUUUUCUUCGUUUAGCAAUAUGCUCACGGAUGAGCGAGAGCAGUGAUAUACUCUACUCAUGGAAGGAGAUUAAGCAGAGAGCCGAUGAAGUAUUGGAAGAGCAUUCGGUUUCCAAGUGAUGGCGCGCUCAAAUAACUCGUGGUUGCAGAUCGCUUGCACCAGCGACUUGUAAUCAAUCAUAAUUUUAUUUCUUCUUCGUAUAAGUCAUUUUUUGUUCCCUUUAGAAAUUCUUUUUCUUCCAAAAUUAUUAGUACGUUUUAUGUGGGAUUUAUCCUAUUGAAGUCGACAUUUUAAUAAUUUAACAGUAUUAUUUUAAUCAAUCAUCGUUUAUAUUAUAACGUAAAGAUUUAUGAAAUAGUUUAAUUAAUUUUAUAUGGAUGGAGAUCAAUGUGACGAAAUCGAAUAUUUUCACUAACAGUUCCUAUUGAUAUUUUCUGAUAUGUUUGCACAUAAUUUGCCACGAUAUAUAAGUAUAAUAAUGCUCACAUAUCAUUAAUAAAAAAUAUCUAUAUGUUAUUUUCUCUUAUAUAUAUAUAUUUUUUUUUUUUGAGAUCAUAUUAUAAAUAAUUAAAUUAUACGAUGUAUGUAUGUAAGAGAGUGUCAGAUACGAUCGAAGUAACGAGUUUGUUUGAAACGGUAACUAAAUGUUAUUAUAAUUUAUUAUUGUUUUAAUAGUUUAUUAUGAACUUGGUUGUGUAUUAUUGCCCACCGAAAUAUUUAAUACGCA
Vespa mandarinia (Asian giant hornet) is the source of this 2225-nucleotide messenger RNA. RefSeq names its product aromatic-L-amino-acid decarboxylase (gene Ddc). Gene Ontology annotation, molecular function: pyridoxal phosphate binding; aromatic-L-amino-acid decarboxylase activity. Gene Ontology annotation, biological process: carboxylic acid metabolic process; amino acid metabolic process; serotonin biosynthetic process. Lineage: Eukaryota; Metazoa; Arthropoda; Insecta; Hymenoptera; Vespidae. The record is from RefSeq and is a predicted model, not a curated record. Gene Ontology annotation, cellular component: cytoplasm.